AUGAGCAGCCAGGGUCUCAAGCGCUCUGCGACAGACUCGGAGAUUUCACAACCACCUGCCAAGCGAGAACGACGGCGAAAGUACACUGAGCGGCCUACAUGGGCACGUUUACAUCCAUCUAAUCCGCGACUGCGAGUUCCAGGAGUAAUGCCGAACGGCCCAGACAUUCGCGCUCAACCUCACCAGCUUCCAAACAACCGGGUGGGCACAAAUGGUGCACCUCAAGUUCAAUCCGCGCAGCAAGUGAAUGGGCAGCAGCCACAGCCACCUGUGCAAGGUGCUCCAGCUGUCAAUAACAUUGCCCCUUGGCUUGAGAACCCUCCCAUUGACCACGACAUGCUACGCAUGCGGAGACUUCUCGGUGCUUGGGAGAAGACGAUCAAAUGGACCACGCCUCUCCCUUCGCUCACAAAAGCUGUGACCGAUUGGCUAGUGCAGCAACUCCUAAAUUGCCAAGACGUUGCGCAAGAUCCAAAGGAAGGUCAAAUCGAGAUCGAAGCCAAAGUUGGACGACUAUACAAUCAGCAGACUGGCCAGAGAUUCACGCUACCAGUUAUGAACAUGGUCGUGGUAUCACCAGCUUAUGCCGAUGUAAAUUGCACGUUCCAGAGCGAAAUGCAAGAGCACGAGCACAAAGCGAUGAACGAAUUCCUUAAUAGAGAAGUGCGGGAAACACACGAGAAGCCUGGCCGCCAGAAGCUAUUGUACGAACGCCUCGAAGAAACCGACACUUUCGCAAGACUGUCCAAGAUUGGAAUCGGCGCUUUGCCGGAACCUGUCCAAAGACGUCAGACUCAACGCGAUCCCAAAUUACGCACAACAACAGAGGCCAACCCGAAGACAAAUCGAGUGGGCCAGGUCAAAGCGCGAAUCAUCAAAGUCAAGUUGGCAGACCUACAUAUCUAUAACCCCAGUGCAGAUUAUGAUCUCCGCAUAACGAUGAACGUGGAAUGCAAUCUCAUGCGGUCUGACCUGGAUCCAAGUGCUUUGGUGGAAGAAGCUACACCUGACAAGCCCACUCAACCUGCAAGAAACAAGAAUCGAUUGUCGUACAAGCAUCUCAAUGGCCUUUACCAAAUUGACCUGACGAGGGUCGAUCAGGUUGGGAUGGCUCCGAAAUAUGAGUUGGAGCUGGAAGUCGACGCUGGGUCUUUAAGGAAGCAGCUGGGGCCGCUUUUACAAGGCGGAGAGUCUGGAUUUACUCAGAUUGUUGAUGGCUUCAUCGACAAUGCUACAUUAUUAAUGGAGCAUCGGCGGGCGGGUCCCUAG
Molecule: messenger RNA, 1269 nt
Organism: Sphaerulina musiva SO2202
Lineage: Eukaryota; Fungi; Ascomycota; Dothideomycetes; Mycosphaerellales; Mycosphaerellaceae
Product: mRNA triphosphatase CET1
Exons: 2
Coding region: 1-1269 (422 amino acids)
Molecular function (GO): polynucleotide 5'-phosphatase activity
Source: RefSeq, a predicted model, not a curated record